GCGGCCUGGCGGAGAGGCCCGACGCCUAGUGAUGGGGAGCCCUCGAUGCUCUACGCCGCCAAAUCGGCUGUAGCGGUUGAGGUUGAGCCCGGGGCCUGGGAAUUGGACGCUCGCAGAGGGGGAAAAUGGAAGCGUGGCGCUGUGUGAGGAGAGGCUACGGCCGCUGUGUGGUGGGGAGAGGCAGAUACCCCAUGUUACCCCAUCACCAGAAGAGUCUCGGCAGAGACUGGACUGCACCGUGGGAGAAUCUGCAAAGGUGUUGCUGGAACAGACAUAUUUCUAGUUGUAUGAGGUGGCCUGGACAUUAUUCUCGUGCUCCUUACCCAUACUUCAGUAGUAGGCAUUUUUCACUAAAUUGGAGACCACCUUGUUUGUUUGAGUCUAGAACUCAGUUUCAGUACUGGAACUGGAGACCUGACAACCUGAGCCAGACAUCUUUGAUUCAUCUCUCUAGUUACAUCAUGAACUCUGAGGGAGAUGAGCCUUCAUCAAAACGAAGAAAACACCAAGGCACAAUAAAACGGGAUUGGGAAUAUAUAUGUAACCAUAAUAAAGAAAAAACGAAGAUCCUAGGAGACAAAAAUGAUGACCCCAUAUGUGAAGACAGUGAGAACAAGUUUGACUUUUCAGUGAUGUCCUAUAAUAUACUUUCUCAAGAUUUAUUGGAAGACAAUUCACACCUUUAUAAACACUGCCAGCGGCCAGUAUUACACUGGAGUUUUAGGUUUCCCAAUAUUCUGAAAGAAAUUAAACACUAUGAUGCAGAUGUACUUUGUUUGCAAGAAGUGCAAGAAGAUCAUUAUGGAACAGAGAUCAGGCCAAGUUUGGAAUCAUUGGGUUAUCACUGUGAAUACAAGAUGCGGACAGGAAGGAAACCUGAUGGCUGUGCCAUUUGCUUCAAACAUUCCAAAUUUUCCCUCUUAUCAGUGAACCCAGUGGAAUUCUACCGCCGUGAUGUUCCUCUAUUGGACAGAGACAAUGUUGGAUUAGUGUUACUCUUGCAGCCCAAAAUCCCAAGUGCUGCCUCCCCUGCGAUCUGUGUGGCUAACACACAUCUGUUGUAUAACCCAAGGCGAGGUGAUAUUAAACUGACCCAACUGGCAAUGCUUCUGGCAGAGAUUUCCAGUGUUGCCCAUCAGAAAGAUGGCAGCUUCUGCCCCAUUGUUAUGUGUGGUGACUUUAAUUCUGUUCCUGGUUCUCCACUGUAUAGUUUUAUAAAGGAAGGGAAAUUGAAUUAUGAAGGACUUGCCAUAGGAAAGGUAUCUGGCCAGGAACAGUCUUCACGGGGACAAAGAAUUUUAUCUAUUCCAAUUUGGCCCCCAAACCUAGGUAUCUCACAGAACUGUGUGUAUGAGGUACAGCAGGUACCAAAAGUAGAAAAGACAGACAGUGAUCUGACACAAACACAGCUGGACAAAACAGAGGUCCUAGUAACAGCUGAAAAAUUAUCUUCAAAGUUACAGCACCAUUUCAGCUUGUCAUCUGUUUAUUCACAUUAUUUUCCUGACACUGGAAUUCCAGAAGUGACCACCUGUCAUUCCCGAAGUGCCAUAACUGUGGAUUAUAUUUUCUAUUCUGCUGAAAAGGAAGGUGUUGCUGGGCAGCCAGGAGCCGAAGUUGCUUUGGUUGGUGGCUUGAAACUUCUAGCUAGACUGUCACUUCUUACAGAACAAGACUUAUGGACUGUUAAUGGACUUCCAAACGAAAAUAACUCUUCGGAUCAUCUGCCUUUAUUGGCUAAAUUCAGACUUGAGCUCUGACUCCUUUGUUUUUUUUUUUU
This is a messenger RNA of Orcinus orca (killer whale), 1780 nucleotides long. It is a transcript of the gene ANGEL2, whose product is annotated as angel homolog 2. NCBI's taxonomy places the organism in Eukaryota, Metazoa, Chordata, Mammalia, Artiodactyla, Delphinidae. Gene Ontology annotation, molecular function: 3'-5'-RNA exonuclease activity; mRNA 3'-UTR binding. The transcript has 9 exons. The record is from RefSeq and is a predicted model, not a curated record. Gene Ontology annotation, biological process: 3'-UTR-mediated mRNA stabilization. The coding region runs from base 126 to 1760 and encodes 544 amino acids.